Terrapene triunguis (Three-toed box turtle) is the source of this 1931-nucleotide messenger RNA. It is a transcript of the gene NARS2, whose product is annotated as asparaginyl-tRNA synthetase 2, mitochondrial. The transcript is spliced from 9 exons. Gene Ontology annotation, molecular function: ATP binding; nucleic acid binding; asparagine-tRNA ligase activity. The record is from RefSeq and is a predicted model, not a curated record. Gene Ontology annotation, biological process: asparaginyl-tRNA aminoacylation. Lineage: Eukaryota; Metazoa; Chordata; Testudines; Emydidae. The coding region runs from base 209 to 1267 and encodes 352 amino acids. Gene Ontology annotation, cellular component: mitochondrion.
ACAAGGCUGCCGAGGCUGAGUGGAGUCUCUUUACAUUACCAGGAGGGGCGGAUGUAGGGGGGUUGGAGGACAUGAUAGGGUGCAUGUGAAGACAGUAGUGGGAGUGGCAUCUAGAGGCAGGAGGGGCGUAUCAUAUGAGGACAAGGUAGCUGAGUCUGAGUGGAGUCUUGGGUCUUAGCAGGGGGGCAGGUGCAGAAGGUCUUUAGCAAUGUUUGGGGCACGGUGUCUGCUCCUGGCUCUUCGCCGUUGUUCCUCUGCUCCUUGUCCCAAGCACACGCAGGCUGCAAGACUGAGGGUCUGCGAGGCGCUAGAGGCCCAGGAGGUGGCUGGUGAUAUUAAAGUCCAGGGCUGGGUUCGUUCUGUCCGGUCCCAGAAAGAGGUUUUGUUCCUGCACAUAAAUGAUGGCAGUUCUUUGGAAAGCCUCCAGGUUGUAGCCGACCCAACCUUGGAACAUAGAGAUCUGAGUUUUGGAAGCGCCGUGGAAGUGCAAGGGAAACUGGUAAAAAGUCUUCAUAGGAUGCAAAAUGUGGAAUUGAAAGCUGAAAAUAUUCGUGUGGUAGGACCCUGUGAUACUCUGACGUUCCCUUUUAAACCAAGAGAGAGGCAACCUCUGGAAUACAGCCGGCAGUUCCCUCACUUACGAUGCAGGACCAACACAUUGAGCUCCCUCCUGAGGGUACGCAGUGAAGCUACUGCAGCGAUCCACUCAUUUUUCAAGGAUAAUGGCUACGUGCACGUUCAUACCCCUAUAAUUACGUCAAACGACUGCGAAGGUGCGGGGGAGCUCUUUCAUGUCAGGACAUCAAAUAAAGUACAGGAACCUGGGGAAAACUCCCAUUUCUUCAAUGUUCCUGUCUUCCUGACGGUCUCUGGACAACUCCAUCUGGAAGUGAUGGCUGGUGCAUUUACACAGGUGUUCGCCUUCGGCCCAACCUUUCGAGCCGAGAACUCUCAAAGUCGCCGGCACCUGGCAGAGUUCUACAUGGUAGAAGCAGAGAUGUCUUUUACUGAAAGCCUCCAGGACAUCAUUCAGAUCACACAGCUGAUACGGAUCUGCUCCGCUGAUUUACUGACAAGAGUUUGUUUAUUCCACAGAUUAGGACUCGCAGACGCCUACCAAUGGUAUCUAGAUCUCCGGCAGUUUGGAUCGGCCCCUCAUGGAGGCUUCGGAAUGGGGUUUGAGCGCUACCUGCAGUGCAUCUUGGGAGUGGACAAUAUCAAAGAUGUUAUUCCUUUCCCGAGGUUUCCUCACUCCUGUCUUUUGUAGCUCCAUGGCUGACUCACAUGGACCAGACUGCGCUGGAGUGUUUGUAUGUAUAAUGUGUCUGCAUAUGACUGCUUGUGAUGAUACUGGGGAAAGAUGGAGAGAAUUUUUGUACCAAAUAAUCCUGUGGUAAAUUUAAUGGAGGGAGUUCAUGAGCGAGACUUUUCUUGGGAGAUUUAGACCCUACCACUUCUUAGUAUUAUUUAUAUAGCACUUUAAAUCUUCAAAGCACUUCAGGUGCAUUAAUGACUCUUACUUAACUAAAGGGUUAAAAUCCUCAUAGGAAGAACAAAAGUUAGGACUAUAAUGAAUAAGCAUCGUUGGGAGCUGAUAUUUUUUAAUGCAAGAUGUUAAUAAGGGGGUGUGACCCAAGCACGGGACUGGGAGUCAGGAGUGCUAUGAGGUUUAAUUACAUGUCUGUACAGUGCUUUGAAGAUUGAAUGUGAUAGAACUGCUCGGUGUUACCAUCACUGACACACAUUUGCUUUUAAGAAAUGGCUAUUGUAAAGCGAGAGUCUCCUGCCCUGAAUUAAAAGCACGUACAUGUUGAGGUUGGAAAGUAGAUCCUAAUCAGCUGAACCUUGCCAGGAAAAAUGUCUCUUAUAUUGUAACUGCCGGGGUGAGGGAGUUGAUGGCAGUUGAUUUUGUGAGUCAAUAAAGAUGCAUA